This is a messenger RNA of Oryza brachyantha (malo sina), 1653 nucleotides long. Its product is annotated as UDP-galactose transporter 1-like. Gene Ontology annotation, molecular function: antiporter activity. The coding region runs from base 162 to 1244 and encodes 360 amino acids. NCBI's taxonomy places the organism in Eukaryota, Viridiplantae, Streptophyta, Magnoliopsida, Poales, Poaceae. Gene Ontology annotation, cellular component: Golgi apparatus. The transcript has 5 exons. The record is from RefSeq and is a predicted model, not a curated record.
AAGACAAAGAAAUAGAGGCUCAUCAUGCCUUUAAUGGAUCAUCUUCUUUUUCAUUGAUUGAUUUUUUGAUUGAUUGAUUGACUGGUUGGCUAGUCCAUAAAAGAAAAGCUCAGAUUAGUUGAUCUAUAUAUUUGUCUCGUCGAUCGAUCUCGUCUCGGUGGAUGGAGGAGGCUAAGAUGGGGGACGUCGCCACGAUCCGCGCCGUGCUGUCCAUCCUACAAUGGUGGGGCUUCAACGUCACCGUCAUAAUUAUGAAUAAGUGGAUCUUCCAGGUCGCAAUUCUCUUCUCUCCUUUCCUUUGCUCUCUCUCAACGAUCCGCGCGUAUCGUCAAGAGCGAAAGAAAUUGGAGUUCAAGUUUCCUCUUAUUGUCUCAUGUGUCCACUUUAUAUGCUCUUCGAUUGGAGCUUAUAUUGCAAUCAAAAUUCUCAAGAUGAAACCGCUGAUUGAAGUUGCCCCAGAGGAUCGCUGGAAAAGAAUAUUCCCGAUGUCAUUUGUGUUCUGCAUAAACAUUGUGCUGGGCAAUGUUAGCCUGAGAUACAUUCCAGUCUCUUUCAUGCAGACCAUCAAAUCUUUCACCCCUGCAACGACAGUUAUUCUGCAGUGGCUGGUCUGGAGAAAGUACUUCGAUUGGCGCAUUUGGGCUUCUUUGGUCCCAAUAGUGGGAGGAAUCAUGUUGACAUCAAUAACUGAGCUUAGUUUCAACAUGUUUGGCUUCUGUGCUGCUAUGGUUGGCUGCUUGGCCACAUCUACUAAGACCAUUCUGGCAGAGUCCCUACUCCAUGGGUACAAAUUUGAUAGCAUUAACACAGUGUACUACAUGGCACCCUUUGCAACGAUGAUAUUGUCAGUCCCAGCAAUCGUGCUCGAAGGGAGUGGUGUGAUCAACUGGCUCUACACGUAUGAUUCCAUCGUCCCUGCACUGAUCAUCAUCACCACCUCCGGAGUGCUCGCAUUCUGCCUCAACUUCUCCAUCUUCUACGUCAUCCAUUCCACCACAGCAGUCACCUUCAACGUAGCCGGCAACUUGAAAGUGGCUGUGGCUGUGCUGGUCUCCUGGAUGAUCUUCCGGAACCCGAUCCCGGCAAUGAACGCUUGUGGGUGCGGAAUCACGCUCAUCGGCUGCACCUUCUAUGGCUAUGUGAGGCAUCUCAUAUCGCAGCAGGUCGUGAACCCAAGCCCACGCACACCCAGGAGCCGGAUGGAGAUGCUUCCCCUUGUAGGCGACAAGCAAGAGAAGAAUUAAUUUAGUUCAUACUCAUCAGUCGAGGGAAGGGGUUGUUUAUGAUCAAUAGGAAUAAAGGAGCAUCUAACAGCUUUCAGGAUUGAUCUUGACGCACUUUUGGCAUACUAGAAUAGAAACUUCAGAGUCUCAGUUGAGUUGGUAUAGAGCUAAUCUUGUUAAUCUGAACAAGCUCUUUUCUUUACUUUUUCUCACAGGAUUAAAAUGUUGUUUUUCUUGGUUGCUAGUGAUUAUGCUAUACAUUUGAUCGUCCAGUUGACUUUAUAUAGAUAUUAUAUUAUUGCGCUAUAGAAAACUAUAGUUUUUUUUGGCAUUAUGGCCUUUUGUUUUGUUAUUUGCGUCUCUGUUGCUCAAUAACGAAGUGUUGAACUGUAAGGAGUUUUUGCGGUAAGCAUCCAAUUCAAUUACUCAG